Molecule: messenger RNA, 1631 nt
Organism: Mangifera indica (mango)
Lineage: Eukaryota; Viridiplantae; Streptophyta; Magnoliopsida; Sapindales; Anacardiaceae
Product: polypyrimidine tract-binding protein homolog 1-like
Exons: 10
Coding region: 116-1510 (464 amino acids)
Biological process (GO): regulation of RNA splicing
Cellular component (GO): nucleus
Molecular function (GO): mRNA binding
Source: RefSeq, a predicted model, not a curated record
AUCCUCACAGCACACGCAACAGAAACUAUCUCAUCUUCCCGAAAACAAAAAUUUUCCCCAGGAAAUUUCUAGGCAACCAAACGUGGUUCAAACCCUAAAACUCGUUAAAAUCUAGAUGUCAACCUCCAGCCAGCCACAGUUCCGAUACACUCAGACUCCGUCGAAGGUCCUCCAUCUCCGUAACCUCCCCUGGGAGUGUAUGGAAGAGGAGCUUGUCGAGCUAGGUAAACCCUUUGGUAAGAUCGUUAACACCAAGAUCAAUGUUGGCCCUAAUCGUAACCAGGCCUUCGUUGAAUUCGCAGACUUAAAUCAAGCCAUUUCAAUGGUGUCGUAUUAUGCUUCUUCUUCAGAACCUGCACAGAUUCGAGGUAAAACUGUGUAUAUUCAGUAUUCUAAUAGACAUGAAAUUGUCAACAACAAGAGUCUAGGAGAUGUUCCUGGAAAUGUUCUACUGGUAACUAUCGAAGGUGUAGAAGCUGGUGACGUGAGCAUUGAUGUCAUUCACCUGGUUUUUUCUGCCUUUGGUUUUGUGCACAAGAUAGCCACUUUUGAGAAGGCUGCUGGUUUCCAGGCAUUGAUUCAGUUCACUGAUGCUGAAACUGCAUCUGCAGCAAGGAAUGCAUUGGAUGGAAGAAGUAUUCCCAGGUAUCUGCUUCCACAACAUGUUGGCUCCUGCCACUUGCGUAUUUCAUAUUCUGCGCACACUGAUUUGAAUAUAAAGUUUCAAUCUCAUCGGAGCAGGGACUAUACGAAUCCCUACCUUCCUGUGAAUCCUACAGCAAUUGAGGGUCUUAUGCAGCCUAUUGUUGGUCCUGAUGGAAAGAAGAAAGAACCUGAGAGUAAUGUGCUUCUUGCUUCAAUUGAGAAUAUGCAGUAUGCUGUUACAGUAGAUGUCCUCCAUACAGUAUUUUCUGCAUUUGGCACUGUCCAGAAAAUUGCUAUGUUUGAGAAAAAUGGCGGAACACAGGCUCUUGUUCAAUAUCCUGAUGUCACGACAGCUGCACUUGCAAAAGAAUCUUUAGAGGGACAUUGCAUAUAUGAUGGUGGCUAUUGUAAGCUUCAUCUAUCAUACUCUCGUCAUACUGAUCUCAAUGUUAAGGCUUACAGUGAUAAAAGUAGAGAUUACACUGUCCAGGACCCCACUUUGCUUGCUGCACAGCAGAUCCCUGCUGUCUCUGCUGCACAACCUGCAUGGCAGAAUCCUCAAGCCGUGUCCAUGUAUCCUGGCAGUGAGUAUGCUGCCACAGCUGCCAUGCAACCUCAGGUUCCUGGCGGACAAGUGCCAUUAUGGAAUCCAUCUGCGCAGGCGGGCGCACAAUAUGUAUCGGUUGCUGGUGCUUAUCCUGGUCAAACACACCCACCAACAGUUCCUGCCUUUGCCGGUGCACCAACACCUCCUGGUUCCUCACCCCUGUCACAACCUGGUAUGGCGAUGACACAGGCAGGUGUUCAGCCUAAUGUACAUCCUGGUGUUGUGUCAACACCGGGUCACCCUCAUUAUGUUCGAUGAUGUCGUAUCUCUUCGUCCACCUAAAACUUGUGCCUUUAUCAGCAUUUCUUUAUGUUGCUGUUGAGUCUGGAAAAAAAAUUCUCAUUUGAUCUUAUGUUGAUGAUUGGAAAUCAUUUUCUUC